UCAUCUGAACGCGAGAGUCUGCGUAAAAACCUUCUGCGCUAGUGAUUCCUUGAAGCAGGAGCGCACUGACUGGAGCUCUGCACACAGAAGCGAUGAUGAUGGUGAUGAUGAUGAAGGCGCAGUUACGUGGUUGACCUGACCUGUGAUGGUAGCCUAUAUAAACCCCAUGCAGCAAGAGAAAGUCAACAAAGUCCGCUGAAUUACGCUUCAGAUGUAGAGGACAAACCCAGAAAUAAUCAGAAAAACACUGUGCAUUUACGAUGCACGCGGACUUCCUCCAGAUGUAGGUUCGGUUUGAUUCUUCUGAGUCGUUCGGAGAGAUGGAGUCGUUUGAGGCGGCGGUGAACGGCGUGUCUCACAGCGAGGAUCCGUUCUCCGGACCGCUCACGUCCAUCGCGCCCUGGAACUAUAGAGUCCUGGCGGCGCUGAUGUUCGUGGUGACCGCGGUGUCUCUGUGCGAGAACUUCACGGUGAUGCUCGUCACCUUCAGGUUCAAGCAGCUCCGGCAGCCGCUCAAUUAUAUCAUCGUCAAUCUGUCUCUGGCGGACUUUCUCGUGUCUCUGAGCGGAGGAACGAUCAGUUUUGUGACCAACUAUCACGGGUAUUUCUUCUUGGGCAGAUGGGCUUGUGUUUUGGAGGGAUUCGCAGUCACCUUUUUUGGUAUCGUGGCUCUGUGGUCUCUGGCCGUCCUGGCGUUCGAGCGGUUCUUCGUCAUCUGUCGGCCGCUGGGGAACAUCCGUCUGCGAGGCAAACACGCAGCUCUGGGUCUGCUGUUCGUCUGGACCUUCUCCUUCAUCUGGACCAUUCCUCCUGUCCUGGGCUGGAGCAGCUACACCGUCAGCAAGAUCGGCACCACCUGCGAACCCAACUGGUAUUCAGGAAAUGUCCACGAUCACACCUUCAUCAUCACGUUCUUCACCACCUGCUUCAUCCUUCCGCUCGGUGUGAUCAUCGUCUGCUACUGCAAACUGCUCCGGAAGCUCAGAAAGGUUUCUAACUCGCACGGCAGGCUGGGUAAUGCCAGGAAGCCGGAGCGUCAGGUGACCCGUAUGGUGGUUGUGAUGAUCGUGGCCUUCAUGGUGGCCUGGACCCCAUACGCCGCAUUCUCCAUCGUGGUCACGGCCCUUCCCAGCAUUCACCUGGACCCGCGGCUGGCAGCCGUUCCGGCGUUCUUCUCCAAAACCGCAGCGGUGUACAACCCCAUCAUCUACGUGUUCAUGAACAAACAGUUCAGGAAGUGUGUGGUUCAGCUCUUGAGCUGCAGUGACGUCACCGUCAUCGAGGGGAACAUCAACCAGACCACCGAGCGCGCCGGCAUGACCAAUGAGAGCAACACAGGAGAGAUGUCCGCCAUUGCUGGAACCGUCCGAUCUAAAACAGAUGAGCGUCCCAAUGAACGCAACUCCUGUCCCCAAAUUCCCAUUCCUGAGAACAAAGUAUGUCCGAUGUGAAGACACGCGCCAACACCUCUGUUUGUCACUCAUGUUCUCUGGCUGAAUGCAUAUUUUCUUUUGAAUGCUGGCAUUCAAACUUUAGUCUAAAAAUCAUUGAUCCAUCAUUAAAUUCUGCAGCUUGUGCGCUGCAAAAACACUGAAAUAUGCAGUGUUGGGGAUGAAACUAUCUGCAAGCUACCCUUAAAAACGAAUUCACUACAAAAACAAGAAGGUGGUUAAAGAGUGAUAUCUUUUAAAAUAUAAUUUGCAUUUAUUUGAAAGCUUUAUAUUGCAACAGUUUCACAAAAAUGGACUGCCAAAACUAAAAAAAGAGAUUAAUUUGCAAUACAGUUGUUAAUUUAAUACAGUUAAUAUGGUAACACUACUUGAGGCCUUUGUGUAUAAUGCAUUAUACAGGUGUUCAUAAUGUAUUGCAAUUCAUUAAAUAUUUUCAUAAAUAAACCAUGAAAAUAUUUAAACCAAAGUUAAAAAUGGAUUAUAUUUGCACGAUUACUUGUUAUAGCUGAAAUUGGUUGUUUGUCAUGUGUUUUAAUGCAUCAUACUUUUUAAAGGUGUAAC
This is a messenger RNA of Cyprinus carpio (common carp), 2012 nucleotides long. RefSeq names its product opsin-VA. Gene Ontology annotation, molecular function: G protein-coupled receptor activity. The record is from RefSeq and is a predicted model, not a curated record. Gene Ontology annotation, biological process: visual perception; G protein-coupled receptor signaling pathway. NCBI's taxonomy places the organism in Eukaryota, Metazoa, Chordata, Actinopteri, Cypriniformes, Cyprinidae. Gene Ontology annotation, cellular component: photoreceptor outer segment; membrane.